GCGGCUACACCUACGAUGAUCUUAUCUGUCUGCCUGGGCACAUCAACUUCGGUGUGCACGACGUGGCGCUGGGUUCACGAUUUUCCAAGAAGAUCGCGCUGAGAACGCCCAUUGUCUCCAGCCCCAUGGACACGGUGACGGAGUCGAACAUGGCCAUAGCCAUGGCUCUGGAGGGAGGCAUCGGCGUCAUCCACACCAACCUUCCCGUUGAGACUCAGGCCGCCGAGGUAGCGCGGGUGAAGAAGUUCAAGGCGGGUUUCAUUCUGGAGCCUCGCUGCGUUCCGCCCACGAUGACGCUGGAAGAGCUGGACAAGCUCAAGA
Messenger RNA from Symbiodinium sp. CCMP2456, 321 nucleotides. The record is from the annotation of a GenBank genome assembly. NCBI's taxonomy places the organism in Eukaryota, Dinophyceae, Suessiales, Symbiodiniaceae.